UAUAUCCCCAAGUUGACUUUAUUUUUUCCUUCUAGAAUCAUGUGUAUCCCACAGGAAAAGACCUUGGGGGUUUUGUAUUCUACUCAUACCACUUCCCUCUAAUUUAGAUAUGAGAAAAUUGAGGAAAAGAAUGGGAAGAAAAGUCACUAAUUUAUUGAGAAGCUAAGAUGGAUUGAGAACUAAGUCUUGUCUUUGUUAGUAUUCUUCUUCUGUAUCAUCUUGCCUUUCUUACUUUAUAUCCAUUUCUCCAACUAGAUGAUAAGCUACUUUAGGGUAGAAAUGUCUCAUUAUGAUGUGUUAUACUUGACCCUUGACAUACACUAUCUCCAAUAGUAGUCUUGUGAGGUAGCAAUUAUUCUCAUUCUAACAAUGAGAAGACUAAGUCAAGUAACAAGCCCAAGUUCAAAUGAUCAAUAAAUGACAAAGCCAGGGUUUAUUGAAUGCCUAUUAUGUGCUUGCAGUAUGCUUGUUCUCAAUUUAAAGAAAUUAAAAUACAGUUACCUUAAAGGACAAACUUCAGCAAAGUUUAUAAUCCCAAAUGAGUAAUAUAAUCAGGACUAUGGAAUUCAUAUAGGAUAGGCACUGUGACCUAAGGUAUCAAGAAAGAGAUUAGACUUGAACUUGGCAGUUAAAUGCACAGGAUAUGUGUAAUCCCAGUAGAUGUGGUGGGUGGGAGAGGCAUUUCUAACACAUUUACACAUUUAUCAGCAUCCUUGCAUCCUUUUUAGCUUUGGUAGGAGUAACCACAAAAGACAUGUUGUAGAAAUUAACCCUUUCUUGAACUAACAGUUUCCAGGUUUGGGGAAUUUACCCUCAAAAAAAAAAAGUUGACAGCAUAAUUCCCAAAUACUAGCCACUACCAAAUAUUACACCCUCCUCCAGAACCCAAUUUAAGCCUGUGCUACCUUCUGCAGGCCAAUGGAUAUAGUCAGCUGGGAGAUCCAGGAACAACUAUGUACCUACAUCUGUAAUAUCAUAUGUCUCUUUCUCAUAGCCAUAAAAGGAUGAAAAAGAUGUCAGUGGGUUUGGAUGGACUAGAACAAAGGAUCUUUAGCUUGCAUGAUCAGUGUCCUUCCUUGCUGAGGGGUUCUGAACUUUUUCUGUGUGCCAUGGACCCCUUUGGCAGUCUAGCAAAGGUUAUUUUUCAGAAAAAGAAAAAUUCCAAAGUUCCUAAAAUAAAAUAAUUAUGAUUAAAAUAAAAGCCAAUUAGAUUGAAACCAGUUGUCAAAAUAUUGAAAAACAAAUUUACAUUAGAAUAACACAUGCAUCUCUUUAUUAACACUUUAAAUAACAAGUCCAGUAGCAGAUCUGAUGACUACUGUGAUUUUGACAGAAUGCUAAGUGUUGAUAACAUUUUGUGAUAUCUGCAGCAACUGUAAAGUGAUACGAAAAAUAUGUGUGAUUUCUCGUAGUAAGAGUUCCAGGUACUUCCAAUACUACAUUGGUUGGUUGCCUGUAAUGGAAGGAAAUGUUUACUUUCAGACUAGGAUUACUGCAAAUGAAGAUGUAAUUUUUUUCCCCUUCUAAGGUCACAGCAACUGUAAGUUCUAUCAAUAGAUAGACCUCAGGAUUAAAAUAGGUAUAUUAAAGGAUUACUUCUGGGUAACACAUAAGCUCAGUGCUCACGGAAGCUGUACAGAUACCAACUGAGGCAGCAUGGACACAGCCCACUGCUGGCUCUGGGAAUUGGCCCUUGAGUGUGCUCACCACCAUGGCUGGCAUCUACCAUGGUGCCUGGCAGAAGUGCAUGCUCAGCCAAUGUCUGCUUAACUGUAUGAAGAAAGGAAGAGACAAUGGUGGACUUGCUUCUAUAAGAGUCCUUUCAGUGUUCCGAGACUCUGACAAAUGCAGAAGGAAUUCACUGAAGCCAGCUCAGAGCUCUGUGCCUGCCAAGAGUGACUGCAGGAGACAGCACAGGCAAGGGUGGAACAGCAAUGCAAAGCAGUGGGGUGGGGCGGAGGCCAAUACUCAGCACCAAGUUGGAAUUCUGUCCCUUAGAUAAAGAUUCUGAACAGAAAAGGAAGUUCUACAACCAGUGACCACAGAGGGCAACCACAGGGCAAAGGAGCAGCUGAGCUGCCCAGCUGUUUUUCCUGCUGCUUAUCUGUCAACAUGGGCAGCCACAGGAAAUUCAUUCAUCUGUACCCGGCUUGAUGAGGAAUCCCUUUGUAAGCUUAAAAACCUUUUGUCUUUCUGACAAAAGUGGUGACUUUUGAAACUGGUGACUGAGGGUACCCCCAUCCUGCCCUCCUCUGCCACCAAGAAAAGGGAGGAAAGGCUGAAUUCAUUCACACAGCCCUGUAAAGUGCCUGACAGGACUAAGUGUUACAAACUUAGAAACAACAAAGACCAUCAUAUAAAGCAAUUCUAAGAUUAAUAGCUACUCAUAUAAACUCCACAUGGAUAAAUGAAAUUAUUUCAUUUGGGAUAUUUACCUAAAUUAAUACUUUGGUAUUGGAAGAACUCAUAUUACACAAAAAGUUAAUUUAAAAAAGGUUGUCAUUUUAGAAGCAUGCCUACCAUGCAGGAAUCUUAUGUAAUUUUAUCUAUUUAAUCAUUCCAAUGACUAUCCCCUGUAGUGGGGAGAAUGGUGGUUGCAUCCAAAAGAUAUGUCCAACUUCCCAGUACAUGUAUAUGGGCUCUUAUUUGGAAAAGAGUACCACAGAUAUAAUUAAGGAUCUACAAAUGAAAUCAUCCUGGGUUUUUUUGGGGGCAGGGGCGUGCAUUAAAUUCAACGACAAGUAUCCUUAUAAGAAGAGGAGAAGCCCCAGAGAAAGGAAGAAAACAGCAGAAAAGAGGUCAUGUGAAGACAGCAAUCAGAGUGGUGUGUCUGCAAGUCAAGGAACACCAUGGUUGUUGGCAGCCAUCAGAAGCCAGGGAGAAAGGCAAGGAUGUGAUUCAGAGCCUCCAGAAGGAAUCAACCCUGCAGAUACCUUGUUCUCAGACUUCUGGCCUCCUGAAUUGGGAAAUGCCCAUGGCCUCUGUCUCCUGCACUCAGUGCCAGCUCUGGCUGCCGACCAGCACUUUCAGCUUCCCCUGAGGGGCCUGGCAACAUGAGUUCAUUUCAAUUCUCUGCAGAGGAUUUAACAUGGAAUACAAAAAUCUCAGGAUGCAGAAAGACUAACAGAAUUGACACACAAAAAAAAUUCUACUGAAUGACUUUCCCCACCUUCUUGGUGAUUGUACACCUGCCUUCCUUAUAAGGAGAACAAGGAAGUAAAUCAUGUUGAAGUUGCUUUUAAACACAGCUUUUCUUCUUUACCUGUCCAGGUAGCCUCUGUUUUCAUUUCAAUCUUAAUGAAAACUUUUAAAAUUUAUAUCUCAAGUUUAUUUUCAAAGCAGUGUAAGUAGUACUUAAAAUUUUACACUUCGAGAAAGAAAGACUUUUAUGAUAUUCAGCUUUGAUCUUGUAGCGCUGGAGGUAAUUCAUUUUUUAAUCUGCCUGCACAGCGAGAACUGAAGCGAAUGGGGAUUGAGCUGUUCUACCUGUUGUUUCUAUUUCUAGGAAGGCAUGAUCGCGUGCAAGGUGGCUGUGCCAAGGGAGGUGCAGAGACGUGUGGAGACUGCUUACUCAUUGGACCUCAGUGUGCCUGGUGUUCCCAGGAGAAUUUUACCCAUCCAUCUGGAGCUGGUGAAAGGUGUGAUACCCCAGCAAAUCUUUUAGCCAAAGGAUGUCAAUUAACCUUCAUCGAAAACCCUGUCUCCCAAGUAGAAAUACUUCAAAAUAAGCCUCUCAGCAUAGGCAGACAGAAAAAUAGCUCUGACAUUGUUCAGAUUGCGCCUCAAAGCUUGAUUCUUAAAUUGAGACCAGGUGGUGAACAGACUCUGCAAGUGCAUGUCCGCCAGACCGAGGAUUACCCAGUGGACUUGUAUUACCUCAUGGACCUCUCUGCGUCCAUGGACGACGACCUCAACACAAUCAAAGAGCUGGGCUCCCGGCUUUCCAAGGAGAUGUCUAAAUUAACUAGCAACUUUCGACUGGGCUUUGGCUCUUUUGUGGAAAAGCCUGUCUCCCCUUUUAUGAAAACAACACCAGAGGAAAUUGCCAAUCCUUGCAGUAGUAUUCCAUACUUCUGUUUACCUACAUUUGGAUUCAAGCAUAUUUUGCCAUUGACAAAUGAUGCUGAAAGAUUCAAUGAAAUCGUGAAGAAUCAGAAAAUUUCUGCUAACAUUGACACACCGGAAGGUGGAUUUGAUGCAAUCAUGCAAGCUGCUGUGUGUAAGGAAAAAAUUGGCUGGCGGAAUGACUCACUGCAUCUCCUGGUCUUUGUGAGUGAUGCCGAUUCUCAUUUUGGAAUGGACAGCAAACUAGCAGGCAUCGUCAUUCCCAACGAUGGGCUCUGUCACUUGGACAACAAGAAUGAAUACUCCAUGUCAACUGUCUUGGAAUAUCCAACAAUUGGACAACUCAUUGAUAAACUGGUACAAAACAACGUGUUGUUGAUCUUUGCUGUAACCCAAGAACAAGUUCAUUUAUAUGAGAAUUACGCAAAGCUUAUUCCUGGAGCGACAGUGGGACUGCUUCAGAAGGACUCUGGAAACAUUCUCCAGCUUAUCAUCUCGGCUUAUGAAGAACUGAGGUCUGAGGUGGAACUGGAGGUAUUAGGAGACACAGAAGGACUGAACCUGUCCUUCACAGCCAUCUGUAACAACAGUACCCUCUUCCCACAGCAGAAGAAAUGCUUGCACAUGAAGGUGGGAGACACAGCUUCAUUCAACGUGACUGUGAGCAUACCUCACUGCGAGGGAAGAAGCAGGCACAUCGUCAUAAAGCCCGUGGGGCUGGGGGACGCCCUGGAAAUACUUGUCACUCCAGAAUGUGACUGCGACUGUCAGAAAGAAGUGGAAGUGAACAGUUCCAAAUGCCACAAUGGGAAUGGCUCCUUCCAGUGCGGGGUGUGUGCCUGCAACCCCGGCCACAUGGGUCCUCACUGCGAGUGUGGCGAGGACACGCUGAGCACAGAUUCCUGCAAGGAGGCUCCCGAUCACCCCUCGUGUAGUGGAAGGGGUGACUGCUAUUGUGGGCAAUGCAUCUGCCACUUGUCUCCCUAUGGAAACAUUUAUGGACCUUACUGCCAGUGUGACAAUUUCUCCUGCGUGAGACACAGAGGACUGCUGUGCGGAGAUAACGGCGACUGUGACUGUGGCGAGUGUGUGUGCAGGGGUGGCUGGACCGGAGAGUACUGCAACUGCACCACCAGCACAGACGCGUGCGUCUCUGAGGACGGAGUGCUGUGCAGCGGGCGAGGGGAUUGCGUCUGCGGCAAGUGUGUUUGCACAAACCCUGGAGCCUCAGGACCCACCUGUGAAAGAUGUCCUACAUGUGGUGACCCCUGUAACUCUAAACGGAGCUGCAUUGAAUGCCACUUGUCUACAGAUGACCAUGCCCAAGAAGAGUGUGUGGACAAAUGCAAACUGGCUGGAGCAACCAUCAAUGAAGAAGAAGAGUUCUCAAAGGACAGUUCUGUUUCCUGCUCUCUGCAAGGAGAAAAUGAAUGUCUUAUUACAUUCCUAAUAACUACAGAUCAUGAAGGGAAAACCAUCCUUCACAACAUCAGUGAAAAAGACUGUCCUAAACCUCCAAACAUCCCCAUGAUCAUGUUGGGGGUUUCACUGGCUAUUCUCCUCAUUGGGGUCGUCCUGCUGUGCAUUUGGAAGCUGUUGGUAUCAUUUCAUGAUCGUAAAGAAGUUGCCAAAUUUGAAGCAGAACGAUCAAAGGCCAAGUGGCAAACGGGAACCAAUCCACUAUACAGAGGCUCCACUAGUACUUUUAAAAAUGUGACCUAUAAGCACCGGGAAAAACAAAAGGCAGACUUUUCUACAGAUGGGUAGAACCACUUCAUGCAUGGAACAAGGCUGUUUCACUGACAUGAAAGGUUAAUGCACUAUUUGAUUUUUCUUUCUUUGUUGCUUCAAAGAGAUUGGUUUAAGAUAAUAAUAGGUCAUUUGGAGCUCAUUCUCUGCAUGAAGGUGAGACACUGUUGGCAAGUUCAAAAUGAGCAAGAAGAGGAAUAUCCUCAGCAAAGAGGUGACUUUGGGGAUCACUUGAGGAAUACUAACUCUGCUGCACUAAUGCCUCAAAAAUCAUCAAAAUGAUUCAUGGGGACUCAUUUGCAUUUGAAAAAUGUUUGAAAUUAGAAUGUCAUUUGUUUCCGAAAUACAUCUACCUAAAGUCUUUGUCUCAGCAAAGUCACGAAGCCCAUAUGCUCGCAUCGUAUACCCACACUUGACAGGUAUUCUAAGCAUGUAGUAAAUCUGCCCUCUCCUAAAGGAGGACUUUUUUAAGUCCAUGAGAAAUGAGCUCCUGGUUUUACUUCAGCUGAAAGGAUGCAACUCUUCCAAAGAUACCCCAAAUGUGAGACUGAAAAUUAAGUGAUAAUAACUUCUGUGAAUUUGUAUGCACCUUAAAGUCAGGUACGCAAACAAGCGCUUUGUUUUAUAGAUGAGGAGGAAGUAAUUUAUAAAUUAAGUCUCUAGGAUAAAUGAAAAUAACAAAUAACAAUGAUAUCAUUUAGCUUAUUUGUAAAUUACCUGAAAAAUAACAUAAGCUCAGUUUCUUUCUUGUCGCUGGGUUUUCAACCUGUUCUUCUGUAUUUCUCAAUCAUUUUACUCAAUUUUGCAGUCUUCUAAGCCCUGUAAUUAUUAUUUGAAAGUGUCUAUUUCUUUUUUUAAAAUUACUUUAAGUGGUUAGCAUAUUCAAAGAGAGUUCCAAUAUCAUGAAAGGAACAUUGGGUGAACAUUUUUAAUGUUUAAAUAGCUUUAAGUUAAGCAUUUUGAUUGUACAUAAGGCUCUCACAGAGUACAGGCUUUUUAAUCCAUGUUCUUGUCCCAUCUGCACAACUCAGUGUGCACUUUUCAAUUGUGUGUGGUAGUUAUGCAUCAUGCAUUUACUUUAGGAAGUUAAGAUUUUACUUGCAAAAUACAUAUGUACAGUGCCAGGCAAGGUGGUGCACACCUGUAAUCCCAGCACUUGGGAGACAGAGACAGAAGAAUGGUAAAUUAGAGCCCAGCCUGGGCUACAUGAUGAAACCUGUCUCAAACACAACAACAAAAAUGUGUGUGGACAAUUAGAGAUCCGCCAGUAGAUUGAAGAGAUGGACUCUAGGAUAUUUUUCUUAUGGUCCCUGAUGCAUCACAAAGCACUUUCACCUUAUCUGAUCCUCAUAAGGAAAUGAAGGCUCAGAGAGUGAGUAGAACUGGGUUCAGAAUCUAUGCUAUCUAACUCUGAGCCAUUUCGCCUUUCCAGUGCACAGGACUGUCUCUUUUGUCAGUAAAAUAAUAAAAGAUCACGUUAGUUAAGUGAAAGAUAUCACUUAUUUGGAAGUGUGCUAAACUAAAUAGAUCCCAUUUAAACCACUGGGAUACAGAUGAGUUAUAGUGUUUUUGUACAGUGCUUUUUACCUUUGAUUGAAUUGCAGUGUGAAGCCAUUAAAAGUGGAGGCUUCCUGGUUGUCCUUUGAACUGUUUGUGUGAUCUCAAAGUUUCUUCAGUCCUACCAGACACAUCUCAUACAUUUGAUUACUGGGAGACUUUUUAUCUGGUUUCUAAAUUAUUCAGGUAAAUCAGACAUUUAUGGAGUAUCCAGCUAAAUGAAAAGAAUUAAAAGCAAUCUCCUUGGACAUCGGAAGGGCUGACGUAUCCCAGGUUCCUGACUACCACCCAGAACCCAUGGAAAGCAUAGAGCAACAUGCAGGCACACUACUGAUGGCUCAGGGUGGCUGUCACCUUUACAUGGCACUGCUUGUGCUAUUUUUGUAUGAUUACCAAAAUGGGAUUUUAAAGAAUAGAGGUUUCCUUUGUGUGUGCAUUAGGGAAGAAUCUGCUCUUUCUCUGAGUAAUGUUUUGACCCAAGGCAGGACCUUGAAAAGGUCAAACCAUUAACAGUAGUACUUCUGUUCACUGAAGAGUUAUGUUACAUGAAGACAAAAAGGUUGCUUUGUAAGUUGUUUUAUUGUAUUUUGUGUUGAUAUAAAUAAAUAUGGUAAU
Molecule: messenger RNA, 7986 nt
Organism: Castor canadensis (American beaver)
Lineage: Eukaryota; Metazoa; Chordata; Mammalia; Rodentia; Castoridae
Source: RefSeq, a predicted model, not a curated record